Centropristis striata (black sea bass) is the source of this 501-nucleotide messenger RNA. RefSeq names its product NADH:ubiquinone oxidoreductase subunit B4 (gene ndufb4). The transcript is spliced from 3 exons. Gene Ontology annotation, cellular component: mitochondrion. The record is from RefSeq and is a predicted model, not a curated record. NCBI's taxonomy places the organism in Eukaryota, Metazoa, Chordata, Actinopteri, Perciformes, Serranidae. Bases 29 to 412 code for a protein of 127 amino acids.
CGUGACCCCGUUCCAUCAACAAGCAAUCAUGGCGAACUAUCGACCUUCGACAUUGUGUAGUCUGCCCCUAACACUGGACCCAAAUGAGUAUUUCAACCUCUCGCCGGAGAAGCGACGAGCCGACGAAGAAAGAGCAGCACUGCGAGCCAAUCUAAAGAGGCAGUAUCAGUUACAGCUGAAUAACCCGCAAAGAAAGGCGCUCAUUGAAGACCCAGCCCUGGCACUUUGGGUGAAUGCCCGCACCAACCCCAACCCACUCUACAGGACCACUUUGAAGAAUUCUAUGUUGGGUUUAGUGGGCGGAAUUGCGCCCCUCUUCCUCUUAUACUAUCUCUUCAAGUCACACAGGGAUGGGAGGGAAGUGAAGAUUAAGGCUGGAACCUACGAGCGCAACUACCAUUUGGCACACUGAGCUCCGCUAUAUAAAGACCUGAUUUAUGUUCUAGUGAUGCCAGUGCAUGUAAUUAUUAUUAACAAAAUAAAAUAUUACUGUUAAAAACA